CAGGCCGCGGCCGCGGCGCGGCUGCGCUCGCACGCGUGGGUGCCAGCGGAUCGCGGCGACGUCGCGGCUGGGCAGCCUGCCGAGACGCUCCAGCAGCUCGAGGAGAUGCUGCAGGAGCAGGAGGACGGCGAGGCCGACGGCCGCGGCCCCGCGUCGCUGCCCGCGGGCCCUGGCCCGUCGGGCGGCCCGUGCUGCGGCGACGUCAUCCACGCCACGCUGGGCGCGGUGGUCGGCCCCGAGCUGCUGCGGGAGCUGUGGGCUGUGGGCGCCGCGCUGGCGUCCUUCCUGGACUGGGAGUCCGCGGAGGCUGAGGGUGGCUCCAGCGGGGAGUCCGGCUCAGAGGCGGGUUCCGACGGCGGCGCCGCGCCUGGCGAGGC
Messenger RNA from Prorocentrum cordatum, 377 nucleotides. Lineage: Eukaryota; Dinophyceae; Prorocentrales; Prorocentraceae. The record is from the annotation of a GenBank genome assembly.